This is a messenger RNA of Colletotrichum costaricense, 1437 nucleotides long. RefSeq names its product ornithine aminotransferase. Gene Ontology annotation, molecular function: pyridoxal phosphate binding; L-ornithine transaminase activity; identical protein binding. The transcript has 3 exons. Gene Ontology annotation, cellular component: cytoplasm. The record is from RefSeq and is a predicted model, not a curated record. Lineage: Eukaryota; Fungi; Ascomycota; Sordariomycetes; Glomerellales; Glomerellaceae. The annotation marks the transcript as partial.
UGGAGCCAAUUGAUCCUUUUUCAAGUACCCAUUCCACUCACCUCAUCCACACUGUUCUCUCUCUCUCUCACCAAGUCCAUCCAACGUAAAUCAGGCAACAUGGCCCCCCACGCAAACGGCGGCACCCCUCAGUCCAAUGGCGGAGUGGAGUCGAGAUACCACGCCUCUUCCACCCAGGCCGCGAUCAAGUCCGAGGAGGAGCUCGCCGCCCACAACUACCACCCGCUGCCUGUCGUCUUCUCCAAGGCCAGCGGCGUCCACGUCUGGGAUCCCGAGGGCAAGCAGUACCUCGAUUUCCUCUCCGCCUACAGCGCCGUCAACCAAGGCCACUGCCACCCCGAGCUGGUUAAGGCCCUGACCGAGCAGGCCAGCAGACUGACUCUCAGCUCGAGAGCCUUCUACAACGAUGUCUUCCCCAAGUGGGCCGAGAAGAUCCAGCAGGUCUUUGGCUACGACAUGGUUUUGCCCAUGAACACGGGCGCCGAGGCCGUCGAGACCGCAAUCAAGAUUGCGCGCAAGUGGGCGUACAAGGUCAAGGGCGUUGAGCAGGGCAAGGCUCUGGUCUUCUCCGUCAACGACAAUUUCCACGGCCGAACAAUGACUGCCAUCUCUCUGUCAGUCGACCCCGAAUCGAGGGACAACUACGGCCCCUAUGUCCCCAACAUCGGCGCCCUGAACCCUUCCACGGGCAAGGCCAUUCGCUACAACAACGUCGAGGAUAUCGAGGCGGUCUUCGAGGCGCACGGCAAGGACACUGCUGCCAUCAUCAUCGAGCCGAUCCAGGGCGAGGCUGGCGUCGUUGUCCCCGACGACGACUACCUGAAGAGAGUGAACGACCUUUGCAAGAAGCACAACGUCCUCUUCAUCUGCGACGAGAUCCAGACUGGUAUCGGCCGCACCGGACGCAUGUUGUGCUCCCAGUGGGCCGGCAUCAAGCCCGAUAUGAUCACCCUGGGCAAGGCCAUCUCUGGUGGUCUGUACCCCGUCAGCUGCGUUCUGUCGAGCAAGGAGAUCAUGCUUGUCGUCGAGCCCGGCACCCACGGUUCCACCUACGGCGGUAACCCCCUAGGAUGCGCAGUGUCCAUCCGCGCGUUGGAGAUCAUGGAGGAGGAAGACCUGACUGCCAAGGCUGAGAAGCUCGGAAACAUCUUCCGCGAGGGAAUCAGAGCCUUCAACUCGCCCAUUGUCGAGCUGGUGCGUGGAAAGGGUCUCCUCAACGCCGUUGUCAUUGACGAGUCGGCUACCGCUGGCCGCACGGCCUGGGACCUAUGCCUGUUGUUGAAGGAGAAGGGUCUCCUGGCCAAGCCUACGCACGGCAACAUCAUCCGCUUCGCCCCUCCUUUGGUCAUCACCGAGACCGAGCUUCGCAAGGCCAUUAACAUCAUUGGCGAGGCGCUCAAGGAGCUUCCCACUGUCGAGAAGGCGGCGCACCACUAA